This is a messenger RNA of Ricinus communis (castor bean), 1384 nucleotides long. Its product is annotated as protein PHOSPHATE-INDUCED 1. The coding region runs from base 320 to 1273 and encodes 317 amino acids. The transcript has a single exon. Lineage: Eukaryota; Viridiplantae; Streptophyta; Magnoliopsida; Malpighiales; Euphorbiaceae. The record is from RefSeq and is a predicted model, not a curated record.
AUCAAGAUCGCGCUUCCUGGUUUAUUUUUCCUUUCUUUCUUGCCAAGCAGUAACUCGAAAAUGGCGAAACCCAUCUUCUCCCUUUUUCUUCUUUUAUUAGGCAGGUUCUUUUUACACACUUUUUUUUUUCAAUUAAACCCCACUUCACUUUCUUUAAUUUAUUAGUUAACCCUUAAACGCAACGCAACUAAUAAAUCCCAUCCAUUUCUUGGACCUAUAUAAAUAGCACUCUUCCACUACUUCUCUAUCCCACACACAAAUUCCAGCUCUCUCAGCUUUUCUUUCUAUUCUUUCUAGCAUUUUGGUUUAAGUGAAAAAGAUGGCAUCCUUUGCUUCUCACUGUGUUUUGAAACUAUUCAUUCUAAUCUCAAUCUUUCAAAUCUCAUUAGCUGCUAGGAAGCUCAAUGAGCUAGUUCAAGAUCAGCCUCAACUCUUAAGGUACCACAAUGGUCCUCUUCUUUCCGGUAAAAUUUCUAUCAAUCUCAUUUGGUAUGGCAAAUUCCAGCCAUCCCAGAAAGCCAUCAUCUCAGAUUUCAUCUCUUCGUUAUCAGAACAUCAAUCUCAAAAUAGCCAACCCUCUGUAGCUUCCUGGUGGAAAACAACAGAGAAAUACUAUCACCUCAACUCCAAAAAAGCCACACUUUCGCUCACUUUAGGCAAACAAAUAGUAGAUGAAGCCUAUUCACUAGGAAAAUCACUCACAAACGAACAUAUUGUAGAGUUGGCCUCAAAGGGUGAUAAAAUGAAUGCUAUUAAUGUUGUACUCACAUCUGCUGAUGUAGCUGUCGAUGGGUUUUGCUUAAACCGAUGUGGGACACAUGGGUCUGCUUCAGGAUCCAAAACCGGUCACAUUAAGGGUAAAAACUAUAAAUUUGCUUACAUUUGGGUUGGUAACUCUGAAAUUCAGUGUCCUGGUUAUUGUGCGUGGCCAUUCCACCAGCCAAUCUACGGACCGCAGAACCAGCCAUUGGUUGCACCCAACAAUGAUGUGGGUCUUGAUGGUAUGGUAAUCAAUUUGGCUGGUCUUUUGGCUGGAACGGCCACCAACCCAUUUGGAAAUGGCUACUUUCAGGGUCCAAAAGAGGCACCUUUGGAGGCUGCAUCAGCUUGCCCUGGGGUUUACGGUAAAGGGGCUUAUCCUGGUUAUGCUGGUAAUUUACUGGUGGAUUCAACAACUGGUGCUAGCUACAAUGCAUAUGGAGAUAAUGGCAGGAAAUACUUGCUUCCUGCUUUAUAUGAUCCGUCUACAUCUUCUUGUUCAACUUUGGUCUAAUUGCAGCUUUAGUGGAGUAGGAUUUAUAUCUUUAGAUAUUUAAUUAAUGAAUUAAUGUACACUUUAUAUAUAUAAAAAGAGAGGGGAGAAAGAGACGUUGUAAUUUUUUUA